AAUCCGCGGUGGCUGCCUUGGCCCGGUUGUGAGAUUGAAAAGAAUAAGCUGUGCUCACGUGGCGUUUGAACGGUGGCGAAAAGCGUUGCGUUAAAAACGCGACCGACGUGCCUGCGGCCUGAAAAAUCCAUCGCUUCUUUCUUUACGUGAUACGUUCGCGUGUUUGACCGUGCGCGAUUCGCGACAGCGCGCUUGACCAGCGCAGUCGGGCUACGUUUAGAAGGCAGCCAUCUUGCAAUCCCUAAUCAAAGAUCCACGGCUAGCGGGUAUCGCUGUCUGGUUUGCGGCCAGUUAAUAUCAACACACAGUUCGUCAAAUGGCUUUAAAGCGAAUUAAUAAGGAACUUCAGGAUCUUGGCAGAGAUCCGCCAGCACAAUGCUCGGCUGGACCUGUGGGAGAUGAUUUAUUCCACUGGCAGGCAACUAUCAUGGGACCACCCGACAGCCCGUAUCAAGGAGGGGUAUUUUUCCUAACAAUACACUUUCCAACAGAUUAUCCAUUCAAACCACCUAAGGUCGCAUUUACGACUAGAAUCUAUCAUCCUAAUAUCAACAGUAAUGGAAGUAUCUGUUUGGAUAUUUUAAGAUCGCAAUGGUCUCCUGCACUCACUAUAUCAAAGGUGUUGCUGUCAAUAUGCUCCUUGCUGUGUGAUCCAAAUCCAGAUGAUCCAUUGGUACCAGAGAUAGCCAGGAUAUACAAAACCGACAGGGAGAAGUACAAUGAAUUGGCACGUGAAUGGACGCGCAAGUAUGCCAUGUGAUGCGCCAAUCUCCGUUGACUUCAACAUCCAAACACCACCAAGAAACAGCCCCAGCCUAUUGCCACUUACGCAUCAGCACCGAUUGAAAUUAGCUAUGGCUCGUAUACUUUUAAACUUUUAAGCCAGUAUUCGGGCUCGAGGAAUCCUCAGACAAACGUGAUCGAUCUGAACUUCCCGCGGUUCGGGAAGCCCGCGAAUAUUAAGAUGUUGCCAAAAUGGCAAUUGAGGCAAUUUUGAAGGUGAUCACCCAGCAUUAUAUACACUGAAUCAGAUAACAAAAACUUGUCCGCUUUGUUUUUCAUAAAUAAAAAAAAAAAUGGAAGUAACAUAUAGGAGAGUGAAAGUAGGAUUUGUAUUUGAAUCUAAUAGAUUUGAUUUCGAAUUAUCGUGCUUAUAAUAAUUGUAAUAUUACGAUACCUACUUUCUCAGUGGAAAUGGAAACUUUGAACUGAUAGCACAUCGAUUGUUAGUCUUAACGCAAGUGAGCAAUGUUUGCCCGUCCCUUGGAACAAUGUGGUCACUCUUUUGUAAGACUGGGCUAUAUAUAUAUAUAUAUAAAUAUUACUGAAACUGUACGUGUAUGCUUUGUUCAAUUAUUAAAAUUCCUUAUACCUAACAAAUUCUACAAGUAACUCGAAAUCUGUGCUUUUGGUUCCUGUGUGUGUGUGUGUGUGUAGUAAUUUAAUUAUGCAUAUCUUUAAUUGGCAGAUGGCAACCGUGCGACUUUAAGUAAUCGGAAGUAUAUGCAAAUGCUAGAUAUAAAAAACACAUAUAAUUAUUUAACCUUUGGCGUAUGUACCUGCAGUUUCGUGGGUCUUCACUAUGUAAUUUAUCGGAGAUAACAAGAGUGUGAAUAGCUUAUGUCACGCUCGUAAUCCCUUUUGGCUAUCAGUUUUCAAGCUGAUAUGAGAAACUGUAGAUGUCACUAUUUAUCAGUAAAUAAGGGAGCGAUUAAGUUCCGAUUAUUUAAAUUCAUAUAUAAAUCGCGUUAUAAAUUAGGCGACAAAUAUUUCGACGACGUGAAGAGAUUGCCAUCGGAUUCCUAAAAUCUCGGCGAUUCGUCUCGUACUAUAGUAUAUAAAUACACAUUAUUAAGAUGUGCGUCGCGUUUUGCGAGUCAGGGAUUCGCAUUACAUUCAUCAUCCGUCGCGACGUUAGUUUACUCAUAUCUAUACUUUUAUUGCUGUUUUGCAUUUGUUUAAACGGCAAUUUUUUAUUAUUAUUAUUUUAAUUUAGUUCUCGUGAUCGCUCCUUUCCCCCGAUGUUUUUCCUUUCAUCCACAAAAUAAAUUUGUCACACGAUCGUACUAUCCAUUCUGCUGAACAAACAAUAGAUUAAAAUAAAAUCUUAUUUAAACAUUGCAAUAUUUUCAAUAUUGUAUUUCUAAUAUAUUGUGGCUGUAAGAGUAAAGCGAUGUGAUUACAUAUUAUUUCUUAAAAAAACCUAGCUAUAUACAAAAUGAACAAGAUGUAUCGUUAAAUUGCGAAAUGUCAUUAUCAGCUCGAUAGUUUGUUUAAGAUUAUAUAAAACUACAUAAUUGCACUAUUUGAUGGUGCUAGCAAUGUGUUUUGGCUUCUAAUCAUAGAUAAAUAAAAUCUGAUACGUCAUAAAAUAUAAUUACUUAAUUAGUGCAUAAGUAAAACGACUUUGUCUUGCGAAAACAUGUAAAGCACGCGUUAUAACGAAGCGUCUCGAUGUAAUCGGUGCUUAAAUAUGGCAAGCUGAUGGGGCGAUUAAAAGAAUUUAGAGAAGAAACACAUAAACACAAUACACAUACACAACACAGACACAAAUCGAUUAGUAUGUAAUACGGCGGCCCGCUGUUUACGCCGACCUUGUCUCAUACGAACGUGUAUUUGCUGUAAUUUAAUUACGAGUAAACACGUCGAAUCUGGUAUUUAAAAGUUAUAGUCCUCAAAGAAAAUUGAUCAUCGUUCACCUCUAGUAGAGAAGAUGACUCUAUUCAUGUGUAUAAUUAAUUAUUACUACCGCAAUAAUGAACAUUUUUAAUAACUUAUCUUGUGUAUAUUUUAGCAUUAGCCCUUUAUAUAAUAAAGUUCACAUGAUGAUAAGA
Molecule: messenger RNA, 2834 nt
Organism: Formica exsecta
Lineage: Eukaryota; Metazoa; Arthropoda; Insecta; Hymenoptera; Formicidae
Gene: eff
Product: ubiquitin-conjugating enzyme E2-17 kDa
Exons: 6
Coding region: 317-760 (147 amino acids)
Biological process (GO): ubiquitin-dependent protein catabolic process; protein polyubiquitination
Cellular component (GO): nucleus
Molecular function (GO): ubiquitin conjugating enzyme activity
Source: RefSeq, a predicted model, not a curated record